GUGGCUUUUGACCUCGUCUUUUCCGACACCGUCCACAAAAGAGACCGAGAAUCAACCUGGAAGCAUCGCCAAAUGCCACAUUGGGAACCGAUUGACCAGGAACGCUAAUGUAGGCACAGCCACCAUGCGGGGCAAUCCUUUCCAGCAACUAUCUCGAGCCCCCACAAUACCAUAUGUACAUUCAUUCAGUGAUCUUCGGGAACGGCCACAUGGAGAUAUUGACUGGCUCGUCCUCUCAUAGGCACAAGCCCAAACUGGCAUGAGGACACGUGAGGAACCAGACAGCCCUGCUUUGCGGGAAUAGCAGGCGCAUCGCGAUAUGACGCUGCGAUGCUGUAUUGUGCUACCACACCGAGACAGCGGCACACACGAUCCUGUUCCCCCGCCCUGUCUGCUGCCGACUUCCUCUUCUGAUUCACCGAUGUCCUUAAAGGAGUCAAGUCCGACAUUUCGACCAUGAGGCUUUGUCAACACCACCUGCAUAACAAGCGCACACGUUUCCCCGGAUGGCGCUAUCAUCUUGCGUCUUCUUUUUAUUCUAUCUCCUGCCAUUUCAGCCGCUCUUGAUCUGCCUUGAUGUUUCGCUUCUCUUAGACGAGCUUAUUUUUCCGGCACUGCAAGGACAUGCCCGCGCUUCCGCCACUUUCACACACCUAUGACCUUGUUGCCCGCAAUAGCACCGCUGACGUUGUGCUGCCAGCACUUGCAGCUGCAGUAAACACCCCCGCCAAGGUGGUGUGUUCAUGGCCCGUCUCUGGUCAAUAUGGACCUGGCAGUAGAGUCUUAUACUAUGUUCUUGUUGCAGCUUGUGUGCUUGCUAGGAAGACGGAAUGGCUUCGAAAUGCUUGCUUGGCCGCAGCCUUGAUCUUCCCCGCCGUUGCUGCAGUCCACGGAGUAGCUUUGGCGGCAUUGCAUGUUCCCAACGCCGUUGAUAUGGACAUAUAUGGCGCUUUCCAGUUCUGUUCUAUUGGCAUUCUAACAGCCCCCAUCACGGUUAGACUGUCAACUACAUAUUUCAACAACCCUGGUCGGAAUACCAUAUUCCUUUGGGCAGGCAUCAUCCUCGUUGGCCUGUUGGCUUUGACUGUUGAGUUCUUCCGGACCGAGGCGGUGCCGUGUGAUACCGACGAGUCACUUUUUAUUUACGGCGAAAGUUUAUGCGGUUUGGUAUGCUCUAUUGAAGACGGGCCCUUCUCACCGAUGCGACAAGGUUCGGCAGACGAGAUAUAUGUUAUUCCCGAGCCUUUCAUCAUGACGUUUGGCACCGCCACGCUAUUCUGCGCCGCCUGUUGCAUUCCUGCCAUCCUUUCGAUGGUGUCGAUGUGGGACAAGAUACUUAAAGUGAACUGGCAAGAGCGGUUUGGAGAGACAUAUCUGGAUCAGCCAGAAACGGGAACCAACGGCGCUACCCCUGAGAGGAUGAAUAAGGUCAACAAUAUCAUCAGGGGGUUUCUAAGCGUCGUGGAAAUUCCGGUGUUCGGAGCAGCUGUCAUUGCAAUUCUUGUCGUGGGGGAGUUGAAUUUCUGGAGCGGCCCAGUCAAUUGGCAAACAGAACCCAUGGCCAACGUUGGUCAAUGGGCGCCGAUUGUGGCAUCAGCCUUUGCUGCCUGUGGUUCGCUUUAUAUGCUACUGGCAGAAGACAUGGUUGCUGCAGCGAACCCUACCUCAGCUCACUGCAACUGCUCGCACCAUCAUGACGAGUUUGAUGCACAAACCGGACUUGGCAUCAGCCAUUCGGGACCCAGGCGUAUCAGCGAAGACAAAUCGGACGGACCCCGUCGUCCCGAUGCGGGCCGGAGCAAGAUAGCAAAAGGACUGAGCGCCAUCGGUCACCUACUCGGCACCGCGGAUCUCAAGAGCUUCGACGAUUCGGAGUUCCAGGAUGUUGCGGCGAGCAAAUAUCCGACUACGCCAGGAGAAGAAAUUCGGAACCGGAAUCUGAGGCACCUUGAGGAUAGAUACAACGUGACUCGUCCAGAAGACGAUGAGCGCGGACGUCGACGCUCAAGAGCAAACAGUUUCACAGGGAGCGUCACGGGUUUCACAAAGCCCAGCCCGCCAUCGUCAUCGAGGGCUCUGUCGCCAAACCCUGUAUCGUUGCAGAUUUCGCCAGGAGGCCCGUCUAGGCCGGAUCUCAACAACGGAACCUCCUACAGAGCUUCUCACGACUCCAGCCCUCGCCACAACGACGAUGCCGACACGACGUCACAAUCAGCGAAGCCUGGAUCGUCCCUCACUAUUCAACCAAGCGGUUUCAACUCACCGUCGAUUGUCGUCUCUGCGGAAAAUGAGCCUGUGGGAAUCUUGCCACCGCCUCCUGUACACAAACCUCCAUCAUAGAUUGUGGCUAGAGAUUCAACACGGCCAACAAGCAGUGGAAUGAAAUUAUGAGAUCAUGUAGAACUUUUUGGCUUUACACAGUACACGGCGUGGCUUAGAGGAAUACCAAGUGAUAGUCUGGCGUUUUGG
Molecule: messenger RNA, 2469 nt
Organism: Podospora pseudopauciseta
Lineage: Eukaryota; Fungi; Ascomycota; Sordariomycetes; Sordariales; Podosporaceae
Exons: 3
Coding region: 625-2340 (571 amino acids)
Source: RefSeq, a predicted model, not a curated record